Messenger RNA from Photinus pyralis (common eastern firefly), 2038 nucleotides. Its product is annotated as cytosol aminopeptidase-like. The record is from RefSeq and is a predicted model, not a curated record. The transcript has 3 exons. Gene Ontology annotation, molecular function: metalloaminopeptidase activity; manganese ion binding. Bases 101 to 1678 code for a protein of 525 amino acids. Gene Ontology annotation, cellular component: cytoplasm. Gene Ontology annotation, biological process: proteolysis. Lineage: Eukaryota; Metazoa; Arthropoda; Insecta; Coleoptera; Lampyridae.
UGGGUUACCUAGUCAACCAAAAAUAGUUUGCAAAUUUUUUUUUAUAAAUUUGUUGUCAAACCCUUAAUUUCUAAAUUUAAAAUUUGCUGUACUCACUGUAAUGCGGUAUUUGUUAAACAACACACUACACAGAGUCUUACGCGCCAAGAAAAUAACAAAUUAUGAAAGAAGCUUUUCAACGGAUCACGAUGUGACCGAAAAGAAAGGUUUAAUUUUGGGUGUAUAUGAGGGUGAAAAUAACGAACUGAGUUUAACAACGUCCGGAAAGAAAUUUGACGAGCAUUUAUCUGGGAAACUCUUGGAAUAUGUAAAGGGAGCACGAGAGGAAAUUGUUGACCGAAGAUUGAAAGUCUUCAAUAACAUAAACAAAGACUUUUGGUCAAUUGCGGUCGUUAAUGUUGGAAAGGAGAAUGCCGGCUAUAAUCAACUGGAAGUAAUCGAUCAGGGAUUAGAAAACGUAAGGCUCGGUGCGGGGAUUGGUGCGCGAAAGUUAACGCAGCAAGGGGUUAAACGGAUACUGGUGGAGAGUUUUGGAAAGCCGGAGCAAGCGGCGGAAGGUGCGGCGUUGGCGGUUUGGAGGUAUCAGGAGAAUAGAAGCAAAGAACAUUGGAGGGCGAUUCCAUCUUUGGAAUUAUUUGACAGCUCGGAUGCGGACACAUGGCAGAGGGGCCUUUUUAAAGCGGAAUCCCAAAAUUUAGCUCGUCGACUGUGCGAUACGCCUGCAAAUCAAAUGACUCCCUUGCACUUUGCGCAGGAGACCGUUAACGAGUUAUGUCCGUGCGGUAUUAAGGUGGAAGUGCGAGACAAAGAGUGGAUAGAGUCGAAGCGAAUGUUCGGGUUUUUGGCAGUUGCGCGUGGUUCUUGUGAGCCUCCGAUAUUUUUGGAUAUUCAUUAUUGCGGUGGCCCCCCAGAACAGAAACCAAUCCUACUUGUAGGCAAAGGAAUUACGUACGACAGCGGAGGACUGUGCCUGAAACCUUGCGCUAAUAUGUCAACUCAUCGUGCCGAUGUAUGCGGAGCUGCGUGUGUCAUUGCGGCAAUUCGCGCCGCUAAUGCGCUUAGUUUACCUCUUAACAUUAACGCUGUGAUUCCCUUAUGCGAGAAUAUGCCAAGUGGAAUGGCCAUGAAAUGCGGCGACAUAGUGACCGGAUUAAAUGGAAAAACGAUUAAAAUUCAGGCGACCAAUCAGGAAGGUCGUUUGCUUUUGGCAGAUGGAUUAGUAUAUGGUCAGCAAACGCAUAAACCGAGGUUGAUCAUCGACGUUACGUCUAUGACCGAGGGGACCACAAAAUCGCUAGGAUCAGGAGCUACCGCAGUGUUCUGUAACUCUCAAACCAUGUGGGGCCAACUUGAAAAAGCGAGCGUUAUCACCGGUGAUCGAGUUUGGCGAAUGCCUCUGUGGAAGUACUUCACGCACCAAGUCACCAGGUUUCCAUCGCACGAUGUUGAUAACAAAGGUCACGGCGACGGCGCUCCUUGCCUUGCAGCGGCAUUUCUCAAUGAAUUUAUUUCCUGCGUUGAUUGGAUUCACAUGGAUAUAACAGGAGUUGGAAUGAAAUGCGAGGACAAGCUAUUAACUUAUUUAACAAAAGGAAGAAUGACUGGUCGUCCCACAAGGACCCUUAUCCAACUACUAUAUCAACUUGCAUGUCCAUCGUCUGAUUCUAAAGCGUGUUAAAACGAGUGCUCGUUCUGGUACCUAUCGCGUUUGCUACAUUUAAAUUUUUGGAAAUCACAGUGUUUGGCACUUACAAAUUAUUAGUGGGAAUUGCAAUUAUUUAGGGUUCAAGUUUAAUUUGCAAGAAUUCAUGGGGUAUUAGCGACUAAUAAAACUUUGACAGAUUGGUCAUCUGCCGGCUUUAAUUAUUUUUUAAAGCGAUUCCUCUCUUCGUCUUCAUAAUAACUUUUAAAGAUCAUUGUGAAAACUUUUCCAUUACCUACCUACAUACAUUAUCAGUGACUGUAACUGUAAUAUAUGAAUUUUAUAAUAAAAAGUAGUUGGAAUGUAAGAAUACUUACAGACACCUACCCACCUAUA